CAGUGUGUGUGUCCAGGCUGUGGUCCCUGAGCCUGUGCUUUAUCGCAGUCUGUGCCUGCUGUCUCUCGUCCGGGUUCCAUGCCCGUCUCUGCCUGUGUUCCAGGCCUAUCAGAAGCUCAAGGAGACGGCGAGGGACUGUCAGGCCUCCCAGCUGAAGAAGCUGAAGGACGUCUGUGAGAAGGAGAAGAAGGAGCUGCAGAAGAUCAUGGAUCGCAAGAGGCUGGACAGCAUCACCGAGGCCAAGACCAAGGGCCGCGAGAAGGCCGAAGUGGAGCUGAAUGAGAUCAACCGCAGGCACAUCAUGGAGACGGUGGCACAUAUCCGCAAGCUGGAAGAAGCCCAGAAGAGGAGGCAGGAGGCUCUGCUCCGACAGCACCAGGAGAUCCUGCAGCAGAUCGACGAGGAGCUGCCCCAGAGGCAGUCGGACCUGGAGCAGGAGCUGGCGCUGGAGCUGCAGGGCCUGCCCGAGGAGAUCUGCCGGCACCUGCAGGAGCAGCAGGAGGCCAGGGGCGCCCGCCAGGAGGGCCCCCUCAGCCGGACGUCCAGCGACAGCCCGGGCUCCGGCCCGCCGUCCAAUCACAGCACGCCGCCCGUCACGCCCAACCGGAGCUGGGCCGGGGGGCGGAGCCUGGACAAUAGCACCGCCUCCUUGGCCUCCUCCUCCUCCGGGACCCCCGUGAUGUCGGAGGCGGAGCUGACGGCCUCAUAGCCUCUCCCGAUUCUCCCGCAGCCCCCCACCUUCACAUAGGAAAGGAACGUUUUUAUUCGCCUUCCCCCCCCCGAAUUGGAUCUUUUGGCCUGGAGAGGACUGGCCGGGCAGGUGGAGACGAUCGUCCACCUGCAGGCAGUGUUUUUAAUAGGCAGAGGUAUUUUCCCUUUUUAGUUUUUCGUGCGGUUUAGUGUAUUUGAACUCCCCCCCCCACCCCCAUGCGCAGACGGGCUUUUUAUUUUUAAACCUCUCUCGUCCUUUUUAGUUUUCGUUUUGUCUCUUUGCGUCUCCUCGAUCCGGACAAGCUGCGGCACCUCCUGAAGCUCAACCUGAAACGUCUGCAGGCAGGAUGUCCUCGUAAACCUUCAUGUAGUACAGGCGCUGACUGUCCGGUUCGCCCCCCCCCCCCCGCUGACUGGACACUCAGCCCAGGGGAGCAGCGAUAUCGGGGGUCCCCCCCACACAAACACAGGACCCUGGGCUGGGGGGGGUCUCAUACCACUGGUACCCCAGUCUUGCUGCUCCUCAGGGCCCACGACCCCAGAUGUGAAUCUGUCGCUGGCUGAGCCCUCCAACUCCUGUUCGAUCUUCUGCGUCAGGCCCUGCGGCGAGUUCAUGCGGAGGGCGGGGACAGGGCGGUACGAUUUGUGGUGGGGGGGGGGCGCUGCACUCUCUCGGGGGGCUUUUUUCAGGGUGGGACCAGCUGACCAGAACCAUCCAGCGUCCCGUUUUUUUGGGGGGGGCGCAGGAGAUGCAGACUAAGUCCUGCUGCACAGGCCUCUCCAGGCUAACCUGGGUGCGAACCGCUGUCGAGUCUCGACGAUACUGCGCGCGCGGUGCAGCGGGUUAAGACCCGGAAUGGAUCACACAGCUGUGCAGUGGGAGUCUGAGCGUGCCGUCCCUGCCUGUGCGCCAUCUGGGAAGGUCCCUGCACUGCGGCUGCUAACUGGAGGCAGUAGGAGGGGCUGGGGGGGGGGAAUCUGUUGCUGGGUGUAGUACCUCCGCUUGGCCACCAGAGGUCGCCCACGUAUCUGAAGAAGCACACCUGGCGUGAAAGGAAUAUCUGCCCUCAGUCAGGCUCUCAUCGGGGCUUAAGACAAGCCCCGGAUUCGGAGGGCCCAGGUUUUUCGGCUGCCGGGAGGGACGUGGGACCCGGGGCUGGGGGGGUGUGGGGGCCUGCGAGAGGCGCCUGAGUCGAAGUCCAGCUCGAAUCCGGGCAGGAGGGAUCCAUCCGAGGAGCGGCCCGGCUGGGGCCUCUCAGGUAAGGACGGGCUGUUCUGGGCUGCGCCGGGAGAUUCCCUCUCGCGGGGAGACUCCCGUCUUCCGGUCCGCCGGAGCGACCCCUCCUUUCUCUCCUUCCUUUUCGAAGGCACGAAGAGGAGACGGAGGUGCACGGGCGUGAGCCCCGGUUUCUCUUCUCUUCCGCCCCCGAAGCUGGGCGCGAAGCAGCCGGGGGGAGAGACCCGGAAAUGCAGAGGCGGGAGCAGCGCUGGGGGGACAAAUUCUGGAUCGGUUCCUCGCGAUCCCUGCUCCCGGAAGCCCGGGGUGGAUCAGGCUGCAGUUCGCCGGGAGUCCGGCUGGCGACACUGUAAAACCUGGAGUGGAUCAGACUGCUGCGCGGCGGGGAAUCUAUCCACUUGACCUUGAAUGCUGUAAAGGGGAGGGUAAACCGAGGGCGUCGGACCCGGAUCCCGGAGGGUCCCGGUCUCUCCUGGGUUUUGAUCCAGCCGAGCUCUGGUACGUGGCGGGCCUGGUUAAUGAGCUGCUUGAUUGCGAUGCUUCAGACAAGGCCGGGCUGAUGCCUGAGCAACAGUAGUUAAUGAAGAGGGGGGUGUGCCCAUCAGCUGUAAAAGACCUCGAGGAAGAUGCUAGAAGCGUCCAAUUAGGACAGUAACGAGCUUAAUUGGGUAACCGACGACUCGGCAAAACCCGGAAGGGACCAGGCCGCUGGGGGGGGUGGGGGCGCGGGUCCGAGCGCCCCGCUGUAAACGGUACGGCGCCCCCUGUCUGUGCUCUGCUGUGCGAGCUGGGGUCCCACGGACCGGCCUGAGGGACGCUGGCGGCCCAUGAGAUGGGGAGGCCCGUGGGAUGAGAUUCCGGUCCGGUCCGGUCCGGGGGAGCUCCAGCUUCUGGACUGCGUUGUAAAUGUUGAACACCUGACAUGUUGUAUAUUUUUUUGAUGAUGGGAUGCUUUCCUUGGGUUUAUCGUCCUGAUUUGUGUUUUUAAAAAGAAAUUCUGCUACUGAGUUGGGGGAGGGGAGGGAGGCUUUGCGGUGGUUGGUGUUCGGACCCGGUACGCUCGGGUUUCGUUUUUACUUUAGGGAAAUCGGUGUAAUGGUGAGAAUGUAUUUUAAUUUUUUUUUUUUUAAAGUAGACGUAACUCUUUUUUUUUAAAAGGAAAAAGAAAACGGACUAAAGGGAAGAGUCUCCUGCUGUACGGAAAUAAGUCUCCGUCUGAAUCCGGACCCUUUCCGGCCCGCGUCUCCCAGUAUAUCGGAAGUGGAUCUUGUAACUUAUUGCACUUUUGACUCCUCGCUCGGUCCCUCCGCCUCUCCCCGUGUCCGUGCCGGGGCACGGCUCCUGGCGUUCAGCUCCGGAUUUGCAGUGGGAUGAGUUUCUGGGCAUCUCCUCCUGUAGGGCACUGCUAGGGUGGGUGGGGAGGGUGGGAGGGGAUUCCCAGAAUCCCAGAAUCCUGUCUCUGUGGGCUUCCCACAGUGCGC
Molecule: messenger RNA, 3429 nt
Organism: Lepisosteus oculatus (spotted gar)
Lineage: Eukaryota; Metazoa; Chordata; Actinopteri; Semionotiformes; Lepisosteidae
Source: RefSeq, a predicted model, not a curated record